UGAGUUUUGGACGAAGGCAGAAAAUGCCCGGAUUAGAUCAUAAACAACCAUGGAUCCGCAGAGAUGGUGACACUCAAGGUUGUAUGUCAAGUGCAUUUUAGAACAUCGUGUUCAGAAUAAAAGGGAUAUGGAUUGAGCUGGAUGACCGUUCAGCUGAUUGUCAACCACGAACCUUUCUUUGCUUACAGCGGGACAGUAUCUUGCAUGUGGUAUUGAAGAGGAGAGGAAAACGCUUCGUGGUGACCUGCUAGAGGGAUUUCAAGGACCAGGGAGAGCCCCAAACAACUCCAAACAAGGAGGCCAGAACACAGGGAGACCAUAAAAACAAGGAGAUUGAGACAGAACCCAGUCCUAGUAGGUGGCAGCCAGCCACCUCCCUUCUGUGGGCCCGACAGUGAGUUGGUGGAGAACAACAUUGUGAGGGAGAGGAUGGGCAACAAGAGCACCAGCCCCCCCAGAGACCCAGACACUGAGAAGACUCCGAGAGAGGAGGCAAACAACACGGAGACUGCCUCAGGAAGUGCCCCCCCAGGCCCUAGCCCUGACCUGCUAGCCUCACUACAGUCUUUGGGAGAACACAGUGACCACACACUGCUGCCACAGACUCUACACCAGAUAGCGGAGGCCUACUCCCUGGAAGAGGAAUAUCAGUGGGCAGUGCAGUUCCUGCAGCUGGAGAGGCUAUAUCAUGAGCGCCUCCUGUCUAACCUCACUGCCCUGCAGGAAGACUGGGAGAGCCAGUGUAGAAAGUGUAACAGAGCGGCGGAGAGCACCACACCAGGUGAAACCAACAGCAUUGGACAGGAACACAUAGAAAUACUGAGCCAGAUCUGCAGGACGCACCAGAGGCCAAUGCUUAGUGCGGAAAAGAGCAUGGCAGACACAGUGUUGAAAGACAACCACAACACCAAGGAGCAAUGUGAGAGGAAUGAGAGAGAAUCACCAUCCCACCAUGGAAAAGUCAGAGGCAGCAACCCUGUAAGACAGGGUGAGGAGGAUUUUGAGCAGACCACGUCAACAGGAGCUGACUCUGCCAUGGCUGAGGAGGAGGAGGGAGGAGUGGUGGAGGGAGGAGUGGAUGAGAUGGAGGCGGAAGGGCAGGAGGUGGAUGAAGAGGAGGUGUUUGAGGAGAGUCCAGAAGAGGAGGUACAGGUGGUGGAGUGGCCAGCGGGGGUUCCCCAAGCCUCAGCCAAAGACCUGGUCAAACUCUCUCAUGUGGAGGAGAGCUCCUCACCAGAUGGCCUGGUGUCCAUUCUGAAAAGGAGGAGGGCGUCGUUAGAUGGCCUGCCCCCAGAGGGUCCCGAUGCAGCCAAACAGAACUCCAAACGCAAGGUGCGCUUCAGCGAGCCAGAGGAUGGCAUGGAACCAGAGGAGGUGGGUGGAGACUCUUGUUUGAUCCUGCUGUUGUUGUGCUUAGUAACCGUGGUGAUCAGUCUGGGCGGGACUGCUCUGUACUGCACCCUAGUGGACACCUACAGUAGUAUCUGCACCGACUUUUCUCACAACGUGGACUUUUACGUGGUCCAAGUACGACACUUCCUGGACGGGCUCAGACACUGGCUGUCCAUACGCUCAUAGUCAGCACAGUCUACCGGAGCAGUAAGGACAUACAGUCAGUCGCCUGCUGCAGCAGUAUAUGGACUUAUACAGAAGCCCACCUACUGCUACAGUCUAGGGACUCUUAUGAAACCCUAGGAGGAAGACAAGCAAAAAUAUACUGUAAGACUGGUAACACUAUUGGUUGGAGAGAAUGCUUUAGGUGAAGUCAGACACUGGCUCCCCAAACUGUCCAAGGCAGGGAAUAGAUACAGUAAGAGGGUAUUAUAUACUGUAUGAACUGCUCUGAGACUGAGACAAGAGGGAGCACUUGACCCUAGUCCCAGUAUGAAUUAGAGAAGGUCAUUGAAGUUCUGGGAUAGGGUCUGAAAUAGAGUGAACGGGCUUGUGAGCAUUGAUCUCACAGGAGGCACAGGUGCCGACAUUUUGAACUACUGACAUUUCAUAUGCAGACCAAACUGUUUCCAGAACACUGCCUCCUCUUGUUUUUGACCAGAAGUUUUUAACCUCAAGAUGGACACAGCACAAAAGAGCUCCCAAAAACACAGGAACAAAACAUAGCAUUGUAAAGUAUAUUCCAGUUGGAUUUUUUUAUUUAAAGAAAAUAUAGGUUUAUCUGAAUUUGUAAAGAUGUUUAUCUGAAAAACAGAUACAAUUCAGAUAAACAGUAAAGAUGUUUAUCUGAAUUUGAAAGCCUCGUGGUAAAAUGUGGGGUACAGUAUGCCAAUAAAAAACAGAUAUUUUGGGGAUUGAAAGGACACUUUUUUAAAUUAUCAACAUUUCUGUGUUUUUCAUGACAAGUCUUCUCGACUCCUUGACUUGUCAAAUGUAGCCUACACGUUGUACAUUUUACAGCUGUUUUUGUACAUGGAGACAUGGGUUUAGAAUUGCUCUUACAUUCCUCUGAAGGUACGCAAGGUUGUUGACCACUGCAAAUGAAAGUCAUUUGGAAAGAAUGGCUCUCUGGAAUUGGCACAUUGUUAAGUCAUUUGUUGAAAAUAGAGUAAUAUCAAUACAAACAUGCAUGAAAGAUACUGUAUGUAUGGCUCUUGGUAUGACAAUAUGAACAAGGUUUAAUGUUCGUACAGCAAUGCAUUUAAAUGUAGUCAUGAUAUUCAGUACUGUACUGAUUACUCCAAUAUUUCAAGAACUUAUAUUAACUUUUUUGUGCUGGUCAAUAUUGUUAUGUAUUGUAACCAUACAUUUAGUCAUUUAUUCUAUGUGUCUAUUUUAAUGUAUUCAAUACAAAUCCAUUUCCUUGCUUUGGUGAAUAAACUUUGUUUGCUUUUUAUCUACUGUAUGUCCAGGUUGGUCUCAUAGACUAGACGUAACAUAGUAAACAAAAAUCCGGGGACACUCAAAUUAGUAUAAUAUGUUACGUUCAGUAUGGCUGCUUAAGACAGAAGUUUACUUAAGGCAAAAACGAAAGUGGAGAGGGCGGGUGGGCAACUCAAAAGUCUAGCAACACAGGGAAGGUAACUCAAACAUCUAGCAAUCCAACAGUUGCAUGUUUGAAUCUCAUCACGGAUAACUUUAGCCAUUUUUAGCAACUUUGCAACUACUUACUACUUUUUUUGCACACCCAGUAGAUUUCCAGGACCAGAGUUGGAGAACCCUGUUCUAAACCUAGUGCUUGGUUCUGUGAAUGUGUUUGAAGGAAAUCAAGACAGAAAGUCACAGUUUGGCAUUGGAAUGUCCCUAAUGACAUACUACUUACUCUAAUGGGCAUGAUCUUCUAUCCAUUGUCUGACAUUGGUGUCUGGUAAAAGUAGUAUUUCCUCCCAUAUGCUCUCCAAGACUGCUAUUCAAUCUGUAUCACUGAAGCGUUACAGAUUUGCGUGAUAGAAAUCAUUUGAAAGGUCAUUUCAUAUUGAAGCGACAUCUGCAGCGUUUACCUGAAUGCAGUCUCAGCUAAUGUGGGAACAUAGAGCCCCACAGUGGUGAUGUCAUAACACCCAUAAAACCUAGCGGUCAAAUGGGGAAAUGGUUCCAAUUGUUUUUCUAACAUUCAUUUUUCCAAUAGGGAAUUUGAGAAACUUAAAAUAAGGGGCUGUGCUUCAUGUAGGCGUACCCUGGUGUGACGUUUUGAUAACCGUGUUAAUCUCUCUCAGACAAGGUGACUUUUAUCAAAAUAUUCGGCUCUAUUUACUCUCAGUUUUAGAAAAUGCUCAUUAUAGUCAAAGUAGACAUCAUGCAAAACUACAAAUCCCUGCAAGUUCUCUCUAGCUGACACCUUUGAUUACUGGUACUGUGCCAAUUUAAAACUUGCAAAAGACAAUAUAUGGAUUGAAAUAAGACGUAAAUGGCUGUGGUUGAGUAAUGUCAAUGAAUGUUGCCUCUUAUUGUCACUGUAGCAGCCUAUGUUGUUUGCAAUUGUGUUGCAUCAUGCAAUCCAUGUUUAUAUGUUGCAGUAUUUUUGUUUACUUGUUUUCUUUAUACAUAAAUGAUAUAAAAGAAA
Molecule: messenger RNA, 4015 nt
Organism: Oncorhynchus gorbuscha (pink salmon)
Lineage: Eukaryota; Metazoa; Chordata; Actinopteri; Salmoniformes; Salmonidae
Product: consortin-like
Exons: 12
Coding region: 430-1578 (382 amino acids)
Biological process (GO): positive regulation of Golgi to plasma membrane protein transport
Cellular component (GO): trans-Golgi network; plasma membrane; transport vesicle
Molecular function (GO): connexin binding
Source: RefSeq, a predicted model, not a curated record